Messenger RNA from Lathyrus sativus (Indian pea), 1167 nucleotides. NCBI's taxonomy places the organism in Eukaryota, Viridiplantae, Streptophyta, Magnoliopsida, Fabales, Fabaceae. The record is from the annotation of a GenBank genome assembly.
AUGGCAGGACCCAGUGAGAUCCACAGUCAAAUAUCAGAGAUUCACAAACUUUGCCGUUACGACGAUGACGACGAAUCAAACCCUUCGGAUUCCUCCGAUUUACUCCUCGACUGUGCUCUUCAUGUUCAAAACACAGUGCAACAAAUUGUAUCCGAAUUCUCUGAUUUCGAAUCCCUAGGAAUUUCAGAUUUCGAUACUUAUGUAGAGCAUUUGCAAAAGGAACUUAACAAUGUAGAGGGUGAAACUGCCAAUGUAGCUUUGGAGAUUGAGCAUCUUGCGAAAACUAAUAAGGAUGAUUCUAUUCAAUUGGAGGGAAAACUUGAAGAAUUGGAGCAGAUGACAGCUGAUGCUAAUGAAGGAAAUGCUUCCCCAAUGCUGCUAGACACCGACAUGAAUCUAGGUGAAAAUUUGGAGCAAUUGGAACUUGAAAAUAAGGUUGAUGAAAUGAAGUCAAUUCUGGAGGCUGUGGAGUGUUUGCAGUGUAAGGUUGAAUGGUUUAAUGCUCUAGAGCAGAUUGACGAUGCAUUGGCUGGUCUAAAAGUGAUUGCAUUUGAUGAGAAUUACAUUAGGCUGUCUUUGCAGACUUAUGUCCCAACGGCAGAGAGCAUUUCAUGCCUACAGAGAGUUGAAGAUACCAUUGAUGCAUCUGUGCUGAAUCAUGAGUUAUUGAUUGAAGUGUUUGAGGGGACCACGAAGUUAAAGGAUAUUCAGGUUUUUCCUAGUGAUAUAUAUGUGGAUGAUAUUGUUGAUAAUGCAAAGUCUGUCAGUAAGUCCUCAUUGCAGUGGUUAAUACAAAAACUGCAAGAUAGAAUUAUACUAAGCACACUUAGGCGACUUGUGGUAAAGGAUGCCAAUAAAUCAAGAUAUUCUCUUGAGUACUUGGACAAAGAUGAGACUAUUGUAGCUCAUUUGGUUAGAGGAAUUGAUGCAUACAUAAAGUUGUCUCAUGGUUGGCCAAUUUUUGGUUCUCCAUUGAAGCUGAUAUCUAUCAAGGGGUCAGAUAUUUUGAAGAAACGUUCUCCAAAUUUUCACUGCGAAGUUGAGAGUUUGGCCAAGAAAUUAGAUACUCAUAAUCAGCAAAAUAUACUGGACUUUGUUGACGCUGUUGAAAAAGUGAUUAUAGAACAGUUGCAGCUUGAUCCUAGAGCCGGUGCUGGCUCUGGCUAA